Molecule: messenger RNA, 1452 nt
Organism: Ichthyophthirius multifiliis
Lineage: Eukaryota; Ciliophora; Oligohymenophorea; Hymenostomatida
Product: protein kinase, putative
Exons: 3
Biological process (GO): protein phosphorylation
Molecular function (GO): protein serine/threonine kinase activity; ATP binding
Source: RefSeq, a predicted model, not a curated record
AUGAAUUUAUAUAUUUUUUAAAAAUAAAAUAAAAAAAGAAUAUAGGAUAAGGUUCAUUUGCAAAAGUUUAUUUAGUUUAAAAUAUACGUUCAUGUAAAAAAUAAAAUAUUUAAAAAUCAAAAUAAAAAAAAAUAUAUAGAAAAGAUACAUGCAAUGAAAGUAUAUAAUAAAUAACACUUAAAGCAUUAAAAUAUAAUUUUAAAAAGCUUAAUGGAAAGAAACAUACUAAAAAAUAAUACUUCUCCAUUUAUAGUUACAUUAUAUUAUGCGUUUUAAGCAAAAUAAAACUUGUAUUUGAUAACUGAACUUGUGUUUGGAGGAGAUUUAUACAGACAUUUAUAAAAAUUCCAAAAAUUCGAUGAAGAAAAAGUAACUUUUUAUGCUUCUUAAAUCGUAAUGGCUUUAGAAUGUUUACAUUAAUAAAAUAUUAUAUAUAGAGAUUUAAAAUUGGAAAAUAUUUUACUUGAAAUAGACGGUUAUAUAAAGCUAACAGAUUUUGGUUUAUCUAAAGAUUAAAUCAAAAAUAAUGAUUUAACUUAUACCUUUUGUGGUACUCCUGAAUAUAUGGCACCUGAAUAAAUAAAUAAUAAUGGACAUAAUAAGAUGUGUGAUUUUUGGCAACUAGGAAUUUUAAUAUAUGAAUUGCUUUGUGGAAAAACACCUUUUUGGUCAAGUGAAAAUAGAUACAAAAAAGAUUAAAUAUAUAUAAAUAUUUUAAAUGGGAAAUAUCAAUUUCCUCAUCAUUUGUCUGAAAAUGCUAAAAAUAUAAUUUAUUUUUUACUAUAGACUGAUUUUAAGAAAAGGUUAGGGUAUAAUGGGUUUUAAGAAAUUAAAAAUCAUCCUUUUUUUUAGAAUAUAGAUUGGGAUUUAAUAUAUAAAAAGUAAAUUAAAGCGCCUUAUAUUCCUCCUAUGAGAGGACCAAUUGAUCUUCAGAAUUUUAAUCCAGUAUUUUGUUAUUAUAUUUAUUUUUACUUAUUUAAGUUUUUUAAUUUAAUUGUAUAUUAUACUUUAUUUAAGUUUUUUUUUUGUUUAAAAUAAGAUAAAAUAUUUUUAUAUAUUUAUUUUUUAAUUAGAAAUAUAUAAAAAAUAACGAAUAUGAAAUUUAAGAUGAAACUACUUUUAAAAAUAUUGAUGAUGAAUAUUAUUAAGGAUUUUCUUAUUCUAAAAGUAAGAAUUUAGAGGUAUGAAUUUCAUUUUUUUUUAAACUAUUAUAUAAAUUUAAUUUCUUUCUAUUUUAUUUUUAAAGAAAAUUAUAAAUAAUAUAUAUUAAAUAAAAUAGAACUUGUAAUUAAAAUAUAUAUUUAUAUUAUAUAAAAUAUACCUAUUCUUUUCCCUAAUUCAGCAAUUUAUAAAAAAAAAAAAUACAAAUAAUACAAAAAAUACAAAAAAAAGGAAAAUAUCCUUAACAAAAAAAUAUAAAUAUAUAUAAUUUAAUUAAAAUAAAAAUAAUGA